GGCUGUGAGGGUUCAGAGCCACCUCGCUUCGGAGGACGUGGAGUGCUGAGAGGGCUGAGGAGACCGUGCGGAAGGAUGGAGGUGGUGGUCUUGCUGGGGCUCAGCUGGUUCUGCGCUCCCCUGGGAGCUCUGGUUCUGGACUUCAAUGGCAUCAAGAGCCCUGCCAAAGUACCAGGGGCUCAGAAGGGUUCACAGUGCUUGUCUGACAAGGACUGCAGUACCAGGAAAUUCUGCCUCAAGCCCCGACAUGAGAAGGCAUUCUGUGCGACAUGCCGCAGGCUACGCAGGAGGUGCCAGCGCGAUGCCAUGUGCUGCCCAGGAGCGCUCUGCUUGAACGAUGUUUGUACUGCAACAGAAGAUGCAACCCCAAUAUUGGAAAGGCAGAUUGAUGACACAGAUACCAAAGGAACAACUGAGCAUCCAAUUCAGGAAAACAAACCCAAAAGGAAGCCCAAUAUUAAGAAAUCACAGGGUAGUAAGGGACAAGAGGGAGAAAGCUGUCUCAGAACUUUUGACUGCGGAACUGGACUUUGCUGUGCUCGUCACUUUUGGACUAAAAUUUGUAAGCCAGUCCUUUUGGAGGGAGAGGUCUGCUCUAAGAGAGGGCAUAAGGAUGCUGCGCAAGCUCCAGAAAUCUUCCAGCGCUGUGACUGUGGUCCCAGGCUAUCAUGUCGAAAUCAAGUGACUGGCAAUCAACAACAUGCACGGUUAAGCGUAUGCCAAAAAAUCUAAAAAGCUGCAAAUAUGUCAAAAUAAAGACUACUCUUUAUUGUAUUCAAGCAGAAAUCCCAGACAUUAAUUUUAAAAUCUUUCCAUACAGUUAUCUUUUCAAAUCUUGUAGUAAAUGAAAUAGACUGAGCUAGAGAACCGUGACAUGCGACCUUGUGACGAAUGGGAACUAGCUUAGGCUUUUUGUAUAUUUCUGCAGAAGAGAGAUGUGAUUCUAUAACAAAAACAAUGUAAUUUUUAUCUAGUGACUCAGUUAGUUCAACUAAAUCUUUAAGUAAUUUCUGGUGAAGUUCUGGUACCUUACAUUAGCUUUGGGGGAAAAAAAGUGACAGUAUCUGCAGUUAAAUUAAUUCUUGUAUCUUACUAGUGAAAAUUAUCACAGCAAAUACUAUAUUUUUCUUUAAAGCCCUAUUGUUUAUUUUCUUUCAGUUUUUGGAAGGGAAAUGCCAUUUCACUACAAAAUAAUUUGGUUAAUAAAGAAAUAAGAUGCAAAAGGUAGUAAUCUUAUGUUUGUAUAGUCCUUUGCAAGUUACAAAGCGUUUUCACGUAUUCUGUUUUCAAUAGCUUUACUUACAUUUGAUAGUUUUUUACAUUUUGUAUUUACAUAAUUUUUAUAUUUCAUAGGUAGGGUUUUCAAGAAGUGUUUUUACUUAUAUAUUUUGACCAUUUGAACUUAGACAUUAUGUUGGAGGAAAACUAGAGCCAAAAAGGUGAAAUUGUUGUUUGUGUGAAGUAUAAGAGGGGUAGAUGUUAGAAGUGGUUUUUGCUUAGGGAAGCUCUUUCUGAUGGAUUACAACCAACUGCUAUAGAUUUCAUUUAAGAGAUAAAGCACACACCUGUUCUUCUCUUUAAGUUACAAGUAUAUACUACAGAAUUGAAUAUGGACAACCAAAGCAAAACAAUUAAAUUCAAGAAGGUCCCUAGUUUCUAAAAAGUAUUGAGCCACCUUCCAGAGGCUAGCUUCUGGGUGCACCUUAAUUGACUAAUUUGUAAUUAGUAAACAGGAGGAAAGGUAGUGGGGUAAUGUGGUUGAUAGCA
Messenger RNA from Equus quagga, 1767 nucleotides. RefSeq names its product dickkopf WNT signaling pathway inhibitor 4 (gene DKK4). The record is from RefSeq and is a predicted model, not a curated record. Gene Ontology annotation, cellular component: extracellular region. Gene Ontology annotation, biological process: negative regulation of canonical Wnt signaling pathway; multicellular organism development. Gene Ontology annotation, molecular function: receptor antagonist activity; co-receptor binding. Bases 76 to 732 code for a protein of 218 amino acids. The transcript has 4 exons. NCBI's taxonomy places the organism in Eukaryota, Metazoa, Chordata, Mammalia, Perissodactyla, Equidae.